Malassezia japonica is the source of this 3012-nucleotide messenger RNA. RefSeq lists its product as uncharacterized. Gene Ontology annotation, molecular function: hydrolase activity; ATP binding; calcium/calmodulin-dependent protein kinase activity. NCBI's taxonomy places the organism in Eukaryota, Fungi, Basidiomycota, Malasseziomycetes, Malasseziales, Malasseziaceae. The transcript is spliced from 3 exons. The coding region runs from base 1 to 3012 and encodes 1003 amino acids. Gene Ontology annotation, biological process: protein phosphorylation; cellular response to oxidative stress. The record is from RefSeq and is a predicted model, not a curated record.
AUGUCGGCAGAGAGAGCUGCCAAGUUCACCGAGGAUGGAUUUCCCCCGUUGCCCGAUGCGAUGGCUGAGCAGUAUACCAUGACGAGGGAGACGCUCGGUUACGGGACGUUUGCUGUCGUCAUGGUCUGUGUCACCAAAACGACAGGCACAAAGCGCGCGGUAAAGAUUAUUGCUCGCAAGCCGUUGUGCUCGGCAAAAGACCACGAUAAUGUCGAGGUUCUGCCUGCGCGCCUGGCUCGCGACGAGAUCCAAAUCUUGCUCAAUAUCCAUCACCCGAACAUGUAUGUAUGCCGCACGGCACUGACAUUCAGUAUCCGGCUCUGGGACUUUUACGAGACGGACGACGCCUUGUUUCUGGUCACGGACCUGUGCGAGGGUGGCGAACUUUUUGACACCAUCGUGCGGCGCGUGAGCUACGAUGAGUAUGAUGCGCGCAUCGUAAUGCGCGAGGUUCUGCAGGGCGUGGCUUACCUGCACAAGAAGAACAUCAUCCAUCGCGAUCUAAAGCCGGAAAACAUUCUCUUGAUGAAGAAGGACGACAUUAACCACGUCGUGAUUUCCGACUUUGGCCUGGCGAAAAUUAUGCCAGAAGAGGGGAUGCUGCUCACAGCCUGUGGCUCGCCCCAAUACGUCGCCCCGGAAGUGCUUUUGGGUAAGGGGUACAACCAGCAAGUCGAUAUUUGGUCCUGCGGUGUGAUUGUGUUCGCACUCCUUUCGGGCUAUACGCCGUUUUACUCGACCGAUGUACAGACGCUCUUCCAAAAGAUUGUUAACAUCGACUACGAGUUCAAUCCAGACUAUUGGUCGCAGCAGAGUGAGAUGGCCAAGGACUUUAUCCGCAAGUGUCUCUGCGAAAAGUCGAAGCGCAUGACUGCGGCCGAGGCGCUCCAGCACCCUUGGAUCGAAGGGUUGAUGGUGUCGGAUGGCAAGCAGAACCGUGGGUCGAAGCUCAAGCGCAUGCUCGACCCGACGGAGCCGAUCAACAGCAAUAACCAGGAAGACACGUUGGUCAACCAGGUGGACCGCAUGGAACACUUGCAGAAUCUGCGCCGCAAGUACGGCACGACAUCAGAAGCGCACAUGGAGCGUCUCGACCACUUCCUCAAGGAUUUUAAGGAGGAACUCGGCGAUCACAGUUAUGAUGCAUCGCAGCCCAAGGACAAGGGCAAGAACAAGGUGAACUCGAACAAGGUCGACCUCGAGCUCCACUCGUCCGAGGGCCCACCAGGCACGCUGGACGAGCACCGGCCCUCGGGUGAGACAAACGGAACCAAGCUCUCCUACACGCGCCACUAUAUUCGCGAAGCGUCUUCUGGAUCGCGUGCGCAGAAGGAGACCAAGACUGCCGAGGUGCUUAACGAGCUUUUGGAGCACUACCGCACCGCGGAGCGCCCCUCGUUCUCGCGUGUGGAUCCUACGGUGCAGACGCGUCCGAAUAGCAGCUCGACGUUCGAGCGUGCGAUCAAGAUGGUGCCGACCUUGUUGAACCAGGGUCUCUCAAUCGGCAGCAUCAUUGCCUCGCAUGCCAUUUACGGGCCGCCGAAGAAGUCGUGGGGUGUCGAGAUGUCGAUUUUGACCAAGACCAUCCGUGAAGUAUCUAAGCACUCGGACUUGACUACGAUCCCCGUGCUGCAAAAGGUCUUUGAUCUUGCGCGUUUCCUUCCUGUGCCGGAAGAUGGUCUGGUUACCCCUGUCACAUUCCGUGUCAAGCGCCGUGGUCUUCGUGGCAUUCUUGCCGAGAGCGACGCGAAAGAGACGGGCAAGCGCGAGCUUACCGGAGAAUGGAUUGUCGGGAAGCAGACCUGGCGGCGUCUUCAGAGCGAGUGGCAGAAUGGUAAGCGGUCCGGCAAAGAGCGUGUUAUCUUGUACAUUCAUGGUGGCGCCUAUUUCGUCAUGUCUGCCAUUACGCACCGCCCUCUGACCAUUGCUUUGAGCAAGUACUGUGAGUGCCGAGUGUUUUGUGUCAACUACCGCUUGGCCCCCGACACCAUCUUCCCCGGCGCACUGCUCGACUGUGUCGCGGCGUGGUUCCGAUUGAUUGACGAUCUGCACAUUCCUGCAAACAAUAUUGUGUUUGCGGCUGACAGCGCUGGUGGUGGUUUGGCAAUUGCACUGCUUAUGUACUUGCGGGAUAACAAAUACCCCCUCCCCGGCGGUGCGAUCCUGUUUAGUCCGUGGGUGGAUCUUACUCUUUCUUGUGACUCGUGGGAGACAAACAAAGAGUUUGACUACCUCCCGCGCCCGAACGAUGGCGAUCAUAUGCACCCGGUCGCUGCGUAUCUGGGCCCCAACUUUGACAAGUAUUUGACGCACCCCUACGUCAGUCCGCUCUUUGGUGACAUGCAUGGACUUCCACCGCUCCUCAUCCAGACGGGCGACGCUGAGGUGCUGCGUGACGAAAACAUCUUGUUCGCGCACAAGUGCUCGCUCGCUGGCGUGCCUGUGCGUCACGAGAUCUACGAAGAUUGCGUACACGUUUUCCAGUUCUUCUUAUUUCUGGAUGCAAGUCGCAAGGCCUUGCAGAGUACGCGUCACUUUAUGCGGACCGCAUUGGACAAACGUCCGAAACGCCAGGCAUCCAAGGUCACGGCUGAUGCGCGCGAGCAGCUCGACAACGAGAUGAGCGGUGGUAUGAACAACGCUCAGGGACAAAGGGUCGAGCCUGCAACAGGGGCGCCAAAGGGCGAAGCGCAGGUGCCUGCCGAGGAGAAUGGAGAGCAGCUGGUCACCAUCAAGAAUGUCGAGCCCAGCGACGAUGAAUCACAGGACUGGGCCCUGGACAGCAACAGCGACAACGACAAGGAAGACCAGGAACCGAUGGAGCAAGAUCCACCUUCACUCUCGACGUCGCAGAGCACCGAGGGGCAACAGUCGGAAGAAAGGAACAUUAAGUACAAAGACAACAUGCAAGCCGAAAACACACAGAAGACCAAGAUGCUCCAGGUGCAGUCUUCCCAGAAUGAAAAGGCCAACAACAUUCCCAUCAAAAACGGAAAAGCGAAUAGCGGAUAG